Naegleria gruberi is the source of this 1986-nucleotide messenger RNA. RefSeq lists its product as uncharacterized. The coding region runs from base 1 to 1986 and encodes 661 amino acids. The record is from RefSeq and is a predicted model, not a curated record. The transcript has a single exon. Lineage: Eukaryota; Heterolobosea; Eutetramitea; Acrasida; Naegleriidae.
AUGCCGUGCAGAUGUGAUGUUGAUUUCUCUACUUACAAAUAUUACCCAUCGAGUAAGAUCUUGGAAAUGGAUGUUCAGAAUGGUCUUGCUUUGAUUCUCGGAUUGCAUCAUGAAAAUACCUCUGUGAUGGCUGGCAGUGAGGAAAUUGUGCAAGCCAUGCAAAUGAAAGAGAGAUUGGGAGUUUAUAAGAGUAUUGCAGAUAAUCAAGAAUUAUUGAGAAGAGUAUUCUUGUUAAAUAGCUUAGGAGCAAAUCCACUUCAGAUGAGUUUUAUUCCUCGUCUUGAUGAUAAUUUCCAUCCGAGAUAUUUUGAUAAUUCUAGAGGAGCUGUUACUAACGUAGAUCAGUGUCAGCAAGCAAUUACGGUCAAUAAUGGACUGAGUAGAAAUGAUCAACUAUUGCUCGAUAAUGCAAAGAAUGAGACUGAAAGAAGUUCAGUGUUAUAUGGUAAAUUUGGAAAAAUGACCAUUAACUUGAAUUCCAUCAUUAAUGGAGUUGGUGGUCUUAAUGGUCUCUCCACUCCAUUUGAUUCUCCAGAGUAUGAAAAUGAUAUUCCUAAGGCUGAAAGAGAUGCAUACUUUCACCAGCUUUUGAUUAGCUCAUUAAUUAACAAUUUCACUGUACCCUGUUCGAAAUUACCAAAGGAUACUCUUCAAAGUCCUUCCACACAAAGAGGUUGUAAAUUAUUGGAGAAUAAGGACGUAAUUGCAACCAUAUUUGAGUUUAUUGACACUUUGACCUUGGUCAACACUGUAGCAUCAGUUUGUCCUCUUUUCCAUGAACUGCUCAUUUAUGAUCAAGAAACAGGAGAUCAAAUUUAUGGAGGAAGAAUUUUUAAUUUUUGUAAAUUGCAUAAUUUGAAAGUAGAAUAUCAAGAUAUUUUACAAUUCAAGGAAUUCCAUCAUUGCAACUCUUGGCUAGAGUUUUACUUGUUGAGUGGAAUGAUUUUUUUAGAAAAUUUCAAACAAGAGAUAUCUCAAGUUUUUGAGUUAUCCCAAAAAACUAGUGGCGAUUUUCGAUUUAUUGGGUAUCAAAUGCUAUACUUGAUUUUGGAUCCAAAAAUACUGGUAACCAAUGAAGCUAUACUACAAUUGAUCAAUCAAAAAAGAAAGAAAAUUAUUGCAAUUGGAUCUGCUUCUAUGUAUGCAACUGUUACCAACAAGAUUGAAAACCUCUCUUCCCCUGAAUCUGUAAUUCGUUCUAUUGUUUCUGCUCCACUGAUUAGUUGUAAUAGAAGCGAGUUUUCUGUUAAUUUCGAAAAAGGAAUUCCAAUAUAUUUGGAAUAUUUGAGUGUAUUAGCUACUAAGUUGAAAAACAUUAAUCUCCUUCAUAGUUUGGAUCCACGCUCAAUGAGAGAAUUGCAAUAUGUAAUUGAAAAAAUGGCAGAGAAAGCAAAAUACUUUAUUGAACAAUCCUUAAAUCAUUCUUUCGAUAUAGUUUCGGACGAUGUUAUGUUGGGGCUACAUUUUGUUUUGUUGGAUAACUAUUACAAUACGUUUUCGUCCAUUGAAAAUAUUCCUCACCUUGAUUUUACCAAAUUAUUGAAAAAUAGAAUUAACCCUCAGUCUAAUCAUAGAAUAUGCAAAUUCCCUAACGACUUGUCAACUGACUUCUUUGCCUUAUUAAUAAGUGCGAAUAUUAUUAUUCCUUCCAGUCAUCAAUCAGAUCCAAAUAGCAUAUUCAGGUCAAAUCCAUUUGAAAACAUUUCAUGGGAAAAGACAAUCAUGAAUGUUCAAUCCUUCAUAAGGGAACAUAUUAUUGAACUUUCUACUGCUUCCUUUUCCAACAGCUCUGUAACGAAAUAUGUUGAAUUUUUAAGGGAUUGGCAAGACGAAAGACCUACACAACAAGUGGAUCUAUUAUAUCACUUCCACAUGCUCCAUUGCAUUCAAUAUUAUCAAGAUGUUAUGAGUAUUGCACAAGGUCUAAAGUUCCACAGACUUUUCGAACCAGAGGUAAAUGCCAGUCCAUUUUUUUUGGACCUUUGA